Gopherus flavomarginatus (Mexican gopher tortoise) is the source of this 477-nucleotide messenger RNA. It is a transcript of the gene IFNL1, whose product is annotated as interferon lambda 1. The record is from RefSeq and is a predicted model, not a curated record. Gene Ontology annotation, biological process: innate immune response; defense response to virus; positive regulation of immune response. The transcript has 5 exons. Gene Ontology annotation, molecular function: cytokine activity. Lineage: Eukaryota; Metazoa; Chordata; Testudines; Testudinidae. Bases 1 to 477 code for a protein of 158 amino acids.
AUGAGCCGGAUGCUGCUAGUCUCAGCUCUCCUGCUGGUGUUGGUGGAAGCUUUUGCCAAAGGGACUCCAGAGGAGAUGCUCCAGGACCCUGCCACGGACUGUUCCGCUGCGAUCUUCCGCCGCAAGCUGGACGAGCUGUCGGAAUGUCAAAACUUGCUGGUGCUGGAGAAGAAAGUGGAUCUGACCAUCAGGGUCAUUCAGAACCUCACCGAGCCCGAGCUGGUCAGGAACGCGUCCAGGCCCCUGGAGAUCCUGGCGAGUAUCCAGGAGGACCUGAGGAGCUGUAUCCAGCUGAAGGGCCUGGAUGGCGACGCUGCUGUGCAGCAGCCGAUCCUCGCCAAAUGGCUCCGGGAGCCCCACGCUGGAAAAAGUGAGGGGUCUGCCAGAUGCCUGGAGGGAGGCGUGAUCUUCAACCUCUUCCACCUACUGAACGAGCUGCAGAAUGUUGCCCACAAGUUCAACAAGUCCUGCCACUGA